Messenger RNA from Tilletiopsis washingtonensis, 519 nucleotides. Its product is annotated as TspO/MBR-related protein. The transcript is spliced from 6 exons. Gene Ontology annotation, cellular component: mitochondrial outer membrane. The record is from RefSeq and is a predicted model, not a curated record. NCBI's taxonomy places the organism in Eukaryota, Fungi, Basidiomycota, Exobasidiomycetes, Entylomatales. The coding region runs from base 1 to 519 and encodes 172 amino acids.
AUGUCGCUCCCGCCGCUGCUCGUCGACCUGCCGCGCUCGCCCAUCUUCGCCGUCGGCCUGCCGCUCGCGGCUAGCUUCGCGACGGGCCUGCUCACGCGCAACGCCCAGCACGGCCCGCGCGGCACGUGGUACAAGUCGCUGCAGAAGCCGGCGCUCGACCCGCCCGCGUGGUCGUUUGGCGUCGUGUGGCCGGCGCUGUACGCGUGCAUGGGCUGGGCGAGCUUCCUGACCGUCAAGGCGCUGGACCGCACGCCGCCGGGCCUGGGCCGCAACCGCGCGUACCUCGCGCUCAAGCUGUACUAUGCGCAGCUUGCUCUGAACCAGCUGUGGACGCCUCUGUGCUUCGGCGGAGGCUACCUUGGCGCUGCAUUCAUCGACCUCACCGCGCUUACGGGCACGGUCGGCUACUGGUUCUGGCUGCUGCGCACCGAGGUGUCGCGCGAGGCCAGCUGGUACGUGCUGCCGUACGUCGCAUGGACCACGUACGCCACGUACCUCAACGGCUCGCUCUGGUGGUGA